Messenger RNA from Aegilops tauschii subsp. strangulata, 1722 nucleotides. RefSeq lists its product as uncharacterized. The record is from RefSeq and is a predicted model, not a curated record. Lineage: Eukaryota; Viridiplantae; Streptophyta; Magnoliopsida; Poales; Poaceae.
GAGAGGAGAGAAACCCCAAAGCAGAGGAGAGCUUUCCAUUUCGGGACGACGGACGCCGCCCGCCGCCGCUCCUCCCCCUCUUCCGGCAACGAGGGGAUCGGACGGACAGAUGGAGGUGGCGACGGUGUUCCUGGAGACGAGCCUGGGCACCCGCCUCGCCGUCUCAUUCCCCGCCUCCGCCACCACCGUCGCCGACCUCAAGCGGAGCGUAAGCGAUGAACACGCCGCAGCUUUCCCCCACAUCGGCCACAUCGCCGUCCAAGCCAUCAAGGUGAAGCAGGGAGGCUCCUUGUACCUCCUCACCGACUCCAUGGCCGUCCGGGAUGCUUUCCGCGGGGUCACCGGCGCAUGGCACCUCCAACUCCAGGUCCAUGCUCUGCCUCGCCCUCGCCCUGCUCUUCAUCAACAAAUGCCUCAAGUGCCACACGGCUGUAACUGCAAAUGUUCCUCUCAACCUUGUGUGCCUGCUUGCCACCAACUUGAGUGUGAGGAGGGGUCACCAACAAGCAGGAGCUUUGCUGCUAAUUUGGGAUGCCGAAAGAGAUCGGCCUGUGAGAUGCUCACUCAUCAGCAGGCUCAACUUGAAGCCACCCACACUGAAAGUGAAAGUGAAAGGGCACCCCCACCCCGGGAGAAGCAUAGGGCGCCUGCUGCUGAUUCUGAUUCUGAUUUUGAUUUUGGCCUUCUCUCUGUCCACAAUGAACCAUGCAGCAGCAUAGCUGGGAACAUGUGCAAUGCUGCAAACAGCAAGCAAGAUGCACCUUGUGUUGAGGAACUCAACCAUGUUGGUGAUCCUUGUUCAGAAAUGCAACUUGAGGAAAAGGAAGUUGAUUCUUCUUCACAACAAGAAGCAAUGCAGCAUAAUGUUGAGCAAAAGGAGCCGCUGACAGCAACUUUGCUGUGCGGCGGCGAAACAAGAAGCAAUGGCACUCAUCUUCCACCACCUUGUGCCGCCGAUCCCACCAAAGAAGGCGAUUCUUCAGAAGAAGAAGCAAUAAAACACAAAGUUGAAGAAAAAGUGUGCAACAGCGAAAGCAGCAGCAACUGGACUGACCCUUCACCUGGCGACGAGUCCAUGAACGAAGAUGAUUCUUCAGAAAAUGAAGUAAUGCAACAUGAAGCUGAGGAAAAGGAGCCAUGGACUGACAGUGUAUGCAAAGGGGGAGGAAGCAGCCACUGGAAUGAUCCAAUUGAAUGGACAGACGCAGAACAGAGGGCAUGGGAGAUGGCAUUGAAGAAAAGAAGGCGGCCGAGGACCGCAGUGCGCAAAAUGCCAAACAGUAGGGCAGCCAAGCUGUAUGGCUACAGCUGAAGAGGAUAUGAGCGGUGGCAUCGCAUUUUGGGUUGGAAACUAGCAAGGGGUUGAUGCAUGGUGAUGGCCAUUGUGUUUGUUGUUGCUAAAACAACUGCGGUUGGUAGGUUUGCUUGUUUUGGUAUUUCUUCACAAAACAAAAGACAAUUCCGUGUUGGUUUGAUAGACUGAGAUUGGUGGUGUAUGUAUGGAAUGUUGAGUGUUGCUGGUUCAUCAAAUCAGACUUGAUUGGUGGUGUAUGUAUUUAUGAAGCAUGUCGAGUCGCAAAUCCCCAUCCACCUUGCGAGGAAUCCGGCAUCGAUGCUUGUAAUUUCCAGCAUAUCACCAUCAGAAGAGUUGAUAAUCAGCAGUAUUUCUUGUAAUCUGGAACAAACUUGGCUUCAUCAACAUUUAGCUUCUUCUCCUUUGCA